CGUUAAACACGUGAAUACGCUUAGCGUAAACGGAUACAGUACAAGAAAAAUAUAUUUUAUUUUUUUUUUAAAAUAGAACGAAGAAGAAUAUAUUAUUUCUUCACUCUACAACAACAACAAACAUAACUUAUAUAUAGAAACACAGAUUUUGUUUUAAAAAUCGUCACCUUUAAUUGUUGUUGAAAACAAAAAAAAAAGAUUUCGUAAGAAUAAAUUCAACUUGCAUCAGCUUUUAUUUUUAAUAAACAAAUAUGUGCUGAAAACCUUAAAAUAUUUAAAUAAUUUAAAAUAAAAAAAAAUAUUUAAAAAAGAAAACAUUUAGCUUUAAGAAUUUAAAAGCAAAACUUAGCAACUCUGCUGUCAUUCAUGCUCUCACUUUACCAAACGUCGUAUGACUAAGAAAAUUGAUGACAAAACAAAGUGCGCAUAAAAAUAAAUAGAGAAAUAUCAAAAAGAAUAAAAUAUUAAGAGAAUUAUUAUUAACAAAACAACCCAAGUGUUGAAAAAAAUUUAAAACAAAAAUAAAAUACAAGUUAGUGAUAUAUUUGUUUGCCAAUUACAGUGUUAAACACUUUAAAAAUAAAUUAAACUAUAAAAAAAAACACAAAAAAAUAUACAAUAUGGAUACGAAUACAACCAACUUAACUGCCUCCUCGCCACAAGCCACUGCAACAGCAACAACAACACCUGCCACGUCUCUCAACAAUGCAACAGCCUCUAAAAUCACCUACUCACAGCCAGGUUCUCCCGUUCCCAGCGAUAAUAAUAGUAAUAAUACAGCAGCCACUAAUAACUCAAGCAGUAGAUCUAGCGUGUAUUCACCACCCGGCACACCUUCCUCUGGCCUUUCAACACCCAAGAAAAAUUUCCUAGAUGCUGUUAUGCUGCAAACCAUACGCCAGAAGCUUUCUACACCCGGUGGAGCCUUUGAAUUGCAGUCUUUGCGUUUGGAUUCCACCUUAGAUUCAGCGGUGAAUGUGGUUAAAGAUCGUUAUUUAAUAUGUGCCAAACCCAAACAUAUACCAGCAGCUGCCUUUGCCAAAGCUCCCUCCUGCUAUCGCCACCUGGUGGACAUGAAUAUGUCCAAUCUCAAGUGCACCGAUGUCUUUACCGGUGAACAGUUCCUAUGCAAGGUUAUCAAUGAGCCCCUGCACAAAGUACAACAGGCCUAUUUCAAGCUGCAACAAGAAUCUGAUCAAUGCCGCAGCUCAAUUUAUGGCCAUCAACUGAUACGGGGUGUCAAGGAUAUAGUGGCUUUGAAUAAUCAGCGUACCUAUGUCAUAUUGGCGCCACCACAACCCCUUAAUGCCUGUGAUAGCACCGUGGGAGUGUUUGAGGAUUUACAUACCUAUCUGCGUGAUAAGCAUCGUUUGUCGGAGCCAGAGGCUAGAUCUUUGUUCCAUCAGAUUUGUGAAACCGUAAUGGUGUGCCAUCGUAAUGGCAUUAUUUUGCGUGAUCUCAAAUUGAAGCGUUUCUUUUUUGUGGAUGAAGCUAGAACCAAACUCCAAUAUGAAUCUCUGGAAGGUUCCAUGAUCCUCGAAAAUCCUGAGGAUGAUACGUUAAGUGAAAAAAUUGGCUGCCCUCUCUACACCGCCCCAGAAUUACUGUGCCCCGAACCCACCUACAAGGGCAAACCCGCCGAUAUGUGGGCUUUGGGAGUGAUCUUGUACACCAUGCUGGUGGGACAAUAUCCCUUUUUCGAAAAAGGCAAUAGCAAUCUCAUAACCAUAAUACGUCAAUGUUUUGUCCAACUGCCUGGCCAUUUAUCACGUUCGGCACGCUGGCUUUUAUUGGCUCUGCUCAGGAAAAAUAUCACCGAUCGUGUGCCCAUAGAACACAUAUUUCUAUCGCCCUGGCUUAAAGAACAAAAACCCUUUCAUAUGUACAUACCGGUGGAUGUCACCAUACCAGAUGAUGAUGACGAUUGUAUGGCCAGCAAUGAAACCUUGGAUUGCAUGGAUAUUGUAGAAGAUGAUGGUGUACAGCCUUUGGAUUAUUCCUGCAGCACCUUAAGCAUGAAUUGCCUUAAUGAUUCAUAUGCAGAAAUGGGUUGACAAUGGUAUUGUCAUAACCAUUAAGCAGCCGGCAUAAGCUUUCUUAUGCUCGAAGCUAAAGACUUAAUCUUUAAUGCGCUGGCGCGCUAGCUUCGUCGUAGUAGUUGCUCUUCGUUAAACCACAAGGGACGUUCGACUUCUUAGAAACAAAAAAUCAAUAAAAAAAAAAUCAUUGGUUUGAUCUAUUCUCCCUUAGAACGUCAGCUCAAAGACUUGUUAAUGUCGUUGCUGUUGUCCGCCUUCGUUCCUACUAUCGAAACUAUCCUCAUUAAAAUAAAAGUAAAACAAAACACCUGCAUCUAAUUGAGAGAGAGAGAGAGAGAGAGUGUGAGACUGAUUAAUAUGUCUGACAGACAACUUAAGCCUUGCUUACAAGUAGUACCCUUCAAAGUAAAACGCAGUGGUCUAUUUCGCGUCUAUUUCUUCCCCUAAACCCCCCUUCCCUAUAGUUUUUAAAUCUUAGUAAAUUAAAUAAUUUGUUGAAUUUUUUUUUUAUUUUUUUUAUAUUUUUUUUUUAAUUUGUAGUAAAAUUUUGUUGUUACUCUGUUGCCUUGAAUUUUUAAUUAAAACACACCCAAAUAGUUCGAAGUUCUUCCAAGUUUCAUGUAAAAAAAAUGUUUUAAGUUUUGUAAUCAAAUAAAAAAAUUAUUACUGUUGUAUUUAAUAAAAAAAAAGAAAAUUGUAUAUAUUUAAGUUAAAAAAAUUUACCCCCAACCUUCAGAAGAAAAAUAUAAGAAUUGAGUUGUUUUUAUUUAAUUUGCUAAACAAAAACAGAAAAGAAAAAGAAAAAAUGUUUUAUAAAAAUCAUUGAAAAAUAUAUAAAUAAUUUGAUCUCAAUAUUAAUUAAA
Messenger RNA from Calliphora vicina (urban bluebottle blowfly), 2902 nucleotides. It is a transcript of the gene trbl, whose product is annotated as tribbles. Gene Ontology annotation, biological process: positive regulation of proteasomal ubiquitin-dependent protein catabolic process; protein phosphorylation; regulation of MAP kinase activity. The transcript has 2 exons. Gene Ontology annotation, molecular function: mitogen-activated protein kinase kinase binding; protein kinase activity; ATP binding. The coding region runs from base 621 to 2054 and encodes 477 amino acids. NCBI's taxonomy places the organism in Eukaryota, Metazoa, Arthropoda, Insecta, Diptera, Calliphoridae. Gene Ontology annotation, cellular component: nucleus. The record is from RefSeq and is a predicted model, not a curated record.